CAACGAGGCAGAAGGAUUCAGUUGGCGGUUGAAAUGGGUCACCAUGAGGAGCUGAAACCGGAGCAAGAGGAUCUAAAAGUGACUCCCUUUGUUGGGUCUUUGAAACGCACUUGGAGUGACUUCUGUGCCACCAGCAGUAUCCACGGAUUGAAAUACACCCGCGAUGAGGAUACGAAUAAGAUUGUGCAUCUGGUGUGGCUCUUGAUUUCGGUGGUGAUGUUCAUCUGUGCUGUUGUUAUGGCGCACACCUUCUACAUCGACUAUCGCAGCAGUCCCACGCGUAUGAAUGUGGAAAGUGAUAACACGCCGGUGAAUAGACUCUACUUCCCACCUGUCACUAUUUGUCCAGAUGUGCUCUUCAACAUGCAAAAGUCCAAGGCCUUUCUGAACACUCUGCGACUUCCACAAGGAGCCGAGUUAAGGGGCAUUCUUCGCAAGCUUCACAUUUUCUACGGUUUUAUGCUAGAUGAUGAACGAUAUUCUGCAGAGGACAUCGAGCAAAUGGAAGAUCUUUUGUCCCUGAAUAAUCUCACAACUCCAGAAUUUGUGGAGCACUUACGCUGGGAUUGUGAUGAAAUUCUGCAUCGCUGUAGUUUCAAUGGUGAAAUAAUAGAUUGUUCGCAGAUAUUUCAGCUGUCCAAGACGUUUUUCGGCCAUUGUUGUUCAUUCAAUUUGCGUCAAAAGGGUUUAAACUUCACUGCCCAACGAGCAAUAGGUGGCCUUAGAUAUGGCCUGUCAGUGAUUGUGCGCUAUAAGGACGACAGCUACGAUCCAUUGCAGUCGUAUUCAUAUGGCGUAAAGCUACUAAUCCAGGAAGCAGAUGCCUUUCCCAGUGCCCAUUCUGCAGCUAAGUUUAUAGCCUUCAACUCGGAGACAUUUGCAGCCGUCAGGCCGCAGGAAACCUUUUGCUCGACUGCUGUAAAGGCUUUGACCAUUGAGGAGAGAAAUUGCGUUUUCCAAAAGGAGUUUCCCAUGCGUUACUUCUCGGACUAUGUAUACCCCAACUGCGAGCUGAACUGUAGGGUCACGAAUAUGGUCAAGUUCUGCGGCUGUCACACGUACUUUUUUGCCUUUAAUCGCACUAGCGAUCGCAUUUGUACAUUCAGAGAUAUUCCGUGUCUAGUGGAUAAUUUUGCUAAUAUAAUUACAAGGAAGAAAAGCACACAGUGCUAUUGUCCGCUUACCUGUGAACACACUGACUACGAUGUCCAGAUAUCCAAUUUUCCCCUGGAACUAAACAUGCCGGUGGCGGAUAAGUUUUAUUCAGGCUUAGCCAAAAACGAUGGUGUUUUGCAUGUGUUUAUCAACUCGUUUGGCUAUCGACGACUACGACGUGACUUGCUUUCCAAUAUGGUCACUUUGGUGUCUAAUCUAGGCAGCGCAUUCAGUCUUUUUGUGGGCAUGAGCAUGCUCUCGGUGGUGGAAAUUAUCUACUAUUUUUCAGUAAUUCUACGCAAGAACUACAAAAUGGAAUGCGAAACUCGCAGUCAGAUGCUUCAAAAGAAACCAAAGUUCGCCUGGCCCCAAGCUAAUGACACUCACAGUAAACACCAGAAAUCAGUUUUCAUAAUUCACAAAUCGUAAUCAGCACGAUGGACGAAUGCAAAAAAUAUUGCCAUAAAUUAGAGUAAUAAAAUCGAUUUCAAACUGAAUAUGGUGUCUGAAUAAACUUUCUUAUACCCUUUU
Messenger RNA from Drosophila yakuba, 1686 nucleotides. RefSeq names its product sodium channel protein Nach (gene Nach). Gene Ontology annotation, biological process: sodium ion transmembrane transport. The record is from RefSeq and is a predicted model, not a curated record. Lineage: Eukaryota; Metazoa; Arthropoda; Insecta; Diptera; Drosophilidae. The transcript has 6 exons. Gene Ontology annotation, cellular component: membrane. Gene Ontology annotation, molecular function: ligand-gated sodium channel activity. Bases 34 to 1584 code for a protein of 516 amino acids.